Molecule: messenger RNA, 1551 nt
Organism: Punctularia strigosozonata HHB-11173 SS5
Lineage: Eukaryota; Fungi; Basidiomycota; Agaricomycetes; Corticiales; Punctulariaceae
Product: cytochrome P450
Exons: 14
Coding region: 1-1551 (516 amino acids)
Molecular function (GO): monooxygenase activity; iron ion binding; heme binding
Source: RefSeq, a predicted model, not a curated record
AUGUCCUCUCUUUCAGCGACCGAUGUUGCUCUGUUCUCUGUCUUCUUGGGAAUGCUGUACGCCUGGAGGCGGCAACGUCGUCCUCCCUUUCCGCCUGGACCGCCUGGUCUGCCGCUGCUAGGCAAUCUUUUACAGGUCCCGACGAAACAAGAAUGGCUUACUUAUUUGCGGUGGACGAGGAAGUACAACUCGCCCAUCAUCCACUUCACGGCUCUGGGACAGCAUUUCAUCGUCUUGAACGAUGCAAGGACCGCAGGAGACCUAUUCGAUAAGCGAUCGUCCAAGUAUAACGAUAGGCCCCAACCUAUCAUGCUGGCCGAACUGUGGGUUCUAUUCAACCCUAAAGGGAUCACUCUCAUGUACAAAUGCAGCGUCGACUUGCCGAAGUUUAACUUUGGUGAUGGGACUCAUGGCAUUCAUAGGUUUUAUGCCCUACGGAAAUCGGUGGCGUGCAAGCCGGAAGGCGAACAACGCUCUAUCUUUCACUCGCAGUUCCAAGAAUCGGCCGUCAGGAAGUUCCGCCCGAGAGAGAUAGAAGGUGCUCACGAGCUACUUCGCAAUAUUCUGGAACAUCCGGCCGAACUCUUCCAACAUUUGCGCUACUACCCGGGCAGCCUCGUCUUGUCGGUGGCGUAUGGUAUCAAGACCGUUCCUAAGGGCGAUCGGUACCUCUAUUGGGCCGAGAAAGCAAACGAAGGCAUUAUGGAGGCAGCAAACCCGCAUCUCGUCGAAUUUGUGCCUUUUCUGAAAUAUUUCCCCGACUUUUUGGCUAGCUUUAAGCGGAAGGCAAAAGUGUGGAAGGAGUGGACAACCACAGCCUGGAAUACUCCUUUUGUUCAUGUGCAGAAGACUUUGGCCGAUCCUUCACCCGACACCAAUAUAGCAACCUCUCUGGUCGGGAUGGCCCUUUCUGCCGCUGACGAGAAAGAGGACCAGGUGUUCCACGAGGAAAGCGUGAAAGCCGCUGCCGGCGCAAUGUUCGAAGCCGGGUCGGAUACUACCGUCAGUGCAAUGAAGUGGCUUAUACUCUGGAUGCUGCGACGCCCGGACAUCCUUGCUGCGGCACAGAAGCAGAUCGACGACGUUGUAGGGCCCGAUCGGUUGCCCGAGUUCGCGGACGAAGCCUCGUUGCCGCUCGUAUCGGCGAUCAUCAAGGAAACGCUGCGUUGGAGUGCUUUCGUUCCCCUCGCUCUCCCGCAUCGGCUCACGGAAGACGAUGUUUAUGAAGGCUACUUCAUCCCGAAAGGUACGAUCGUGCUCGGCAACAUUUGGGCCAUGUUGCGUGACGAGCAGACUUGGGGUCCUGACGCGCACGAGUUCAAUCCGAACCGCUUCCUCGACGCGUCCGGCGCUCUCGACGCGACGGUCCCGGACAUUACACAAUCAUUCGGUUUCGGCCGACGUAUCUGUCCCGGACGUUACAUGGCCUGGGAUAGCAUGUGGAUCGCGGUGGCAGGGAUGCUCGCAACGUUCGACAUUGCGAAUGCGGUAGACGAGACUGGGCAGCAGAAGACGCCGACCUUGGAGCACACGGACGGCAUCGUUAUGUGA